UUACAUUAUUGUCUAAAAAACAAUUAAUUAAAAAUGAUUGGUAAAUUAGUAAACAAACUUCUUUUCCUAUCAUAUUUCCUUAUUGUGGAAAUUUUAUAUCAGUGCAUAUUUGAAUUACAUGUGUACCUGAUAGAUUGAUAUUUUUCACAAUGUUGCUGUUUAAAAAUAUUCUUAUCAAAAAUCUAUUUACGUUUCAUUCGAUAAGCUCAAGAUAAAUAAAAAUUUCAAAAUUGCCAUUUCGAAAAAUACGUUGAUGCCAUUAACUAAUAAUGCUCUUUAAUAAAAUGCGACAUGUAUGCGAAUUAAUUUCUAUCAUAAUAAGAAAAUAUUUUCAGCGUAUAAAUAUAUUUCUUGAGAAAGAAAACAUCUGUAGAUAAAAACUAUAAUAUAAUUGAAACUACGUAAGGACACAAUUGAAUCAAAAUAUCAAAUAAUUGCACCAAAAUCAAAUUUUUACCUCGAUAUCGAUCGUAAAAAAUUAAAAUUGACGUGAUAUACGUCAGUCAUCGAUAGAGAGGUGGACGAGAGAUCUAUAUAUAUAUAUGAAGUAAUUGAUCGAUAAUCCACGAUAUAUGAUCUUUUAUACGUAUCUUUAUCUAAUUUUGUUCUACUCGAACAACCGAAGGAGUUAUCUCUCUCUGUCUCAGUAGGAAGGAGAGAGGGUUCUCUAAUCGACGGAAUUUAUCAUAAAUACUGUCAGUUACUGUGGUUCAAGUAGCAGUUUACCGUAUUUCGUUCGAGUGGUUGGGUCGCUAAAAAUUCACUCGCUGAUUAAAAAAAAAAUUGAGCGAGAGCAACACUUUCGCGAAUGAAAAUUUACGAGAAUGACUAUCGGUAUCGCGCUGACGAUACUUAUCAUUCUUAAUCACUCGCCUGUCGACAGUGUCGCGGAUCUAGGAUUUGCGCGGUUGUUCGAUGAGAACUUAUCCGCAAUCUCGAUCCUUGAAGAAUUUCCAAAGGACGGUUCGAACCAGGCUGACCGGAUCCGAUACGACGAUUCGCCGCUCGAGGAUGUCGCAAGACCGGAAGAAAACUGCACGGGUCGCUCGAUCGAGGAGUUCCCGGAGGUCUUCACUCUGGAGCAGCGUCGUCGAGGCGCGGCGGCGCUUCACAUCUUCUUCGGGUUCUACUGCUUCAUCCUGACGGCCUUCGUCUGCAACGACUACCUGCUGCCGACCCUGGACAUCAUUUGCGUACGCCUGAACAUCAGCAGUGACGUCGCCGGGGCGACCUUCCUUGCCACCGCUAACUGCUUUCCCGAGCUCUUUGUCAACGUCAUCGGCACCUUUUUGACGGAAUCCGACCUCGGGGUCGGCACCGUCAUGGGUGGCGCGGUCUUCAAUACCUUCGCGACUCCAGCGUGCGGCGCGUUAUCGGCGACCCACGCAAUACCAUUAGAAUGGCGAAUAUUAACUCGAGAUUGUAUACUUUACACGCUAUCGGUCACCAUCUUAGUAAUCGUGAUGUGGGACGGCGUAAUCAAGUUGUACGAAGCAAUCAUCCUCAUGGUACUGUUCGUCAUUUAUUUGACGAUAUUGUUUUGCAGCAGAUGCUUUGCACGUUGGCAUAAUAAACUCGCGCGUCUGUACAAGAAUCGCAGAACGAAUUUUUCGGAAAAAGAAAUUCCUAAAGACAAGGAAGAGUCAAUGCCUGACGGUUCGUACAGGCCUUAUUUCCACGGAGAACUCGUGGCGGAAUAUCGAAAAAAGAGCUUGACGAGCAACAGCGGUCGCAAGUCUAUCUCCGACGUGGAAACGCCGAAUCAAAUCGUGGAACAAGCGGAAGAAUAUGUAGAACCAGAUACACCCUUUGUGUGGCCGACCGGAGGAAACCUGGCGAAAAUUUGGUUCUGGUUCGUCUGGCCGUUGAAGCUGAUGUUGUUUCUCACCGUGCCAGACAUCAGGUACAAACGAUGGCGAGAUUGGUAUCUGAUAACGUUCGUCAUGUGCGUGAUAUGGAUCGCGAUAUCUUCCUACCUGACGUCGUGGACGACUACUGUUCUGGGCGACACCAUCGGGAUCCCGGAUUCCGUGAUGGGCAUCACGUUACAGGCCGCAGGAGGCAACAUGCCGGAGCUGGUCUCCAUCGUAAUCCUCUCUAGACAAGGUAACGGAGACAUGGCGAUGAGUAAUACGUUGGGCGCGAACACACUCGACAUCCUGCUGUGUCUCGGUUUACCGUGGAUGAUAAAGAUACUCAUUCACAAGAAGGACAUCAAGAUCAUCUCGGACGCUCUAAGUUACAGCGUGCUCUCGAUCAUUGUCUGCGUCAUCGCUUUCUACACGGUGACUGCGGUCUGUAAGUAUCGAUUGAACAAAAAAGUGGGUCUCAUUUGCCUGAUAUUGUACGCGAUAUUCUUAGUUUUCGCUCUGUUGUUUGAACUGAACAUCUUCUUCCCGGUGAAUUUACCCAUGUGUUCUUAAAAAACUCUGUCGUCAUUUUACGAGUUUUUUUUUGUAUAAUCAAUUCGAGAUUUUUUUUGUAUAAUCAAUUGUUCAAUUCGAGAAAGAUAAGAAUGAAUCAAAGAUACUUCUGCUAACUUUGAGAUUAUUCUAUAUACAUAGAUAUAUGUAAAAGCAAUAACGAAAGUUCCUAACGAUUGAAAAUACUUUUUUUCAUCGUUACUCGUAAUGAAAAAAAAAAUCAUUA
This is a messenger RNA of Nylanderia fulva, 2649 nucleotides long. RefSeq names its product sodium/potassium/calcium exchanger 3. Gene Ontology annotation, molecular function: calcium, potassium:sodium antiporter activity; calcium channel activity. NCBI's taxonomy places the organism in Eukaryota, Metazoa, Arthropoda, Insecta, Hymenoptera, Formicidae. The record is from RefSeq and is a predicted model, not a curated record. Gene Ontology annotation, biological process: intracellular calcium ion homeostasis; calcium ion transmembrane transport. Gene Ontology annotation, cellular component: plasma membrane.